Molecule: messenger RNA, 243 nt
Organism: Echinostoma caproni
Lineage: Eukaryota; Metazoa; Platyhelminthes; Trematoda; Plagiorchiida; Echinostomatidae
Source: the annotation of a GenBank genome assembly
AUGAACGCUAGAGCCUUGCAUUACGUAUUUAAGAUAGGAGACAGACAAAAGUCAAUUGAGUUCUUCAAAAAUGUUCUUGGAAUGAAGGUAAGUCAGAUCCACACUGCAUUGAAUAUGAAAUAUUUUUUAGCGCACGUCACCGUGCGGACCCACCCCCAGGCUCAUGACGUUCUUUGUUUCGACUCCGCUCAAUUUUCAUAUUUGUUAAGCGCAUUUGCUAUAAUAGAUGUUCGCUUGAUUUGA